GUCGUGAUCGGUUGAUUUCACUAAGGCAGUCAUGAAAUGUAUAGAGGUGACUAUCUGGCUGUUUCUGGCUGCAGUGGUUUCAGCUAAACCACCUAAUAUGGUCUUCAUGCUCAUGGACGAUAUGGGCUGGGGAGACCUGGGUGUGUACGGCAACGCAGCCAAGGAGACUCCAAACUUAGACAAGAUGGCAGCAGAGGGCAUGCUCCUCCCUUCCUUUUACUCUGCCAAUCCACUCUGCUCUCCGUCUCGUGCCGCCAUGCUAACUGGCCGAUUACCAAUCAGGAAUGGAUUCUAUUCCACAAAUGCUCAUGCUCGGAAUGCCUAUACUCCUCAGAACAUAGUGGGUGGCAUCCCAGACUCUGAGAUUCUUUUUCCUGAGCUACUCCUCCAGGCUGGCUAUGCCACUAAAAUCAUUGGCAAAUGGCACCUGGGCCAGCAACCGCAGUACCAUCCCCUCAAGCAUGGGUUCCAUGAGUGGUUUGGAUCACCGAACUGCCACUUUGGUCCCUACAACGACGUCACCACUCCCAACAUACCGGUCUAUAGGAAUGCCUCUAUGGCUGGCCGAUAUUACACCGACUUCCCUAUCAACCGCUCGACUGGAGAGUCGAACCUGACCCAGCUGUACAUCCAGGAAGCCGUGGACUUCAUCCACAAGUCAGUUGGAGCUGGCUCUCCGUUCUUCCUCUACUGGACCCCAGACGCCACCCACGAUCCUCUCUAUGCCUCCAAGACCUUCCUGAGAACCAGCUCCAGGGGACUGUAUGGAGAUGCAGUGAGGGAGCUGGACUAUGGAGUGGGAGUCAUUCUCAAACUGCUGACUCAGCUGGGAGUGGCCAGUGACACUCUGGUCAUAUUCUCCUCUGAUAACGGAGGGGCCACUUAUGCCAAAGAGAUGGGAGGCAGUAAUGGACCAUUUCUCUGUGGGAAAGAGACGACAUUUGAAGGAGGAAUGAGAGAACCAACCAUUGCCUGGUGGCCAGGGACAGUGGCUGGAGGUACUGUCAGCCAUCAGCUGGGCUCCAUGAUGGACUGGUUCAGUACUGCCCUAGACCUGGCCGAGAUCAAGGAGCCGGACGACCGGAUAAUCGAUGGGAUGUCCCUUCUCCCGAUUUUGGUCAAUGGAACAGUGACAGACCGUCCAGUAUUCUACUAUCGUGGAGAUGAACUGAUGGCAGUUCGCUACCAGAUGUACAAGGCACACUACUGGACCUGGACCAACUCUAUCGAUGAAUUCAACCAUGUUUGUUACUAUCAUUACUGCUGGAAGCCUUUUGAGGGCGAUAGCUUCAUCCAAAUAAGUUGUUCAGAGCCAACUGCAAACUUACUCCACACUAAUACUAUUGUAUAAUAGAACAAUCUAGUUUGCCAUGUUUUCUCCCAAGAAUAGAGAACGUUUUUUCCCUCGAAAGUUUCCCAUUGUACGGUUGCUGACAUACACCAUUCAUCCAACAUUUCUAAAGGAGCUUAAACACACUAUGUUUCAUUUGGUCCCAAACAUGUGUUCUGAGUUAUUUAAGGUUACAUAAUAUGUCGCUAAUGUGUGUGUGUGCAGGGAACUGACUUUUGUCCUGGAGAAGAGAUUGCUAAUGUAACCACCCAUGACCAGGUAUCUUAGCCAGCAGCUCAUAACCAUAGGCACAAUCAUGUACAUGCAGUUGCUUAAUCUCCUAAGAAGAUAUAAACUGUGGCCAAGUUUAUUGUGUGAUUAUGUUAAUGUCAUAGAGUCCUAUUGUCGGGUGUGUGCAGGUAAACCACACCUCUCAGCCACUUCUAUUCCACCUUGGCAGAGACCCAGGAGAAAAAUACCUCAUCAAGCCCAAGACUGCAGAGUACAUAGAAGCCAUGAAGCUGAUUCAGCCGAUAGUUGAUGAGCACCACAAGACACUGGUCAAAGGAGCUCCCCAACUCAACUACUGUGACCCUGCUGUCAUGAACUGGGCUCCUCCAGGGUGUGAGGACCUGGACCAGUGUCUACCUGUGCCUCACCACGACCAGACUCUCUGCUACUGGCCACACUGACUGCCACUCUUUCUGUUUCUCUUAUAUAGCUACUGUCUAAUUAUUGGUAAAUAAAAUCAUGAUGAAAUGCUUUGACAC
This is a messenger RNA of Geodia barretti, 2100 nucleotides long. NCBI's taxonomy places the organism in Eukaryota, Metazoa, Porifera, Demospongiae, Tetractinellida, Geodiidae. The record is from the annotation of a GenBank genome assembly.